GUUGUCGAUUACUAUAUCAACGUCGAUGAUAGGACGUAAAGCUGAAUAUGUAAUAGAUUUUAGGUUUCUUCCAUCUAUAUAUACACAGAUAGUCUGGAGAGACAACAUUCUAGUUAAAUUCUAGUUACGAUUAGCCAAUCAUGGCCCAAGCUCAGCAAGAGACGACAGCAUCGUCAUCCUUACCGGUCCCCAAUCUAAUUGACCUCAAACCUGGCCUUCGCCUGUUACAUCCACUAUCGCGGCGAGGCAAUGGACCUGGUUUGAUCGUCCUCCCGUCUGAUGAGGGCAGUUCGGGCUUAAAUUUAGUCGACGGCGUUCCUUCGCCGUUGAUGAAAUGGGCUGAGGAGGGAUAUACUGUUGUCGAAAUUAAUGGGAGUACAGAGCCUCAAGGUCGCUUGUCGACCGCACUUGCGACUCUGGCUAGCUGUGAAAGCUGUGUCCCGAAGGGAAAAGUCGGUCUAGUUGCGUAUGGCUCAGAAGUGUGGUCCCAAAUCGCACCGUACGUGACAGACCAUCCUGAGAUCGUCGGCGCUGUCGUAUAUGCAAAUACAGAUACGCCAAUUACAAAGUCUACUAUUCCCAUGUUGCAGCACUUGGCUGGUAUAGCAACGACUAAACCUACCUCAUCUUCGGACGCCAUAAAGCUAUACCAUUACUCCGGCGUAGACUCAUACCUCUUUGCAACACCGUUUCAAGAGAAGUUUAGGUAUUCCACAGAAGCCGUAUCACACACUCGCAAUCUCACCUUUCUCAAACCUCUUAUGAACGGACCCUACUUUGACCUAGAAGCCAUUUGGGAGGAGCACACAUAUUUUGAAUUUGAUACUCGCUCGGUCAAGGAUACUAUGGGUACGAUGGUCCAAGAGCCUUAUGUGAACCAUAUUCCUACGUUAACUGGAGGCAUCGGAAGAGUUCGUCUCUCGGACUUUUAUCAAAACCAUUUCGUGUUUCAGAACCCGGCAGACACCGAACUCGAAUUAAUUAGCCGUACGAUUGGGAUUGACCGGGUCGUUGAUGAGUUUAUUUACAAGUUUACACACGAUAUGCAGAUCGAUUGGCUGCUCCCAGGUAUCCCACCCACCGGCCGGAAAGCCGAAAUUCCUUUUACGGGAGUCGUCAACAUCCGUGGUGACCGGCUGUACCACGAACAUAUCUCGUGGGACCAAACAACGGCUUUGUUUCAGCUUGGCUUAAUGCCCGAGUAUCUCCCUUACCCGUAUCCAUUGGCAGAUGGGUCGCGUCCAGCAGCGGGGAAGAGGGCCGAGUAUAGAGUGCCUGGAACUGGGCGAGCGACGGCAGAGAAAAUGAGAGAUAGGAAUUGCCUGGCUUCGAAUGAGAUGUUUAGGUAUAGUGUUCGGGUAGUGGACGAAUGAUUCUUUUUUUGCGAAUAUUUAGAAGAUCCAGACAAUCAGUGGCGGAGGCUGGUGUUGACUAUUCUCUGGUUCAUUGAUAACGAGACAUUGGCCCUUUCUCCGGCUAUCAUUCCCACUUGGAUUUUCCUUUAGUCUUCACAUAUCUCUUAGAGUAAAUGUGAAUGGUAAGAAAGCAUUAUUAGAAACGCGACAUUCAUUCUCUUUCUUUCUUUAUUUUUGGGUCCUUUUCCCGCUUGGCAUUACACAUAAACUAGACGGGUAGAAAUAGAAGAGGAACGAAUAUAGCAAAGUUUGG
Messenger RNA from Talaromyces proteolyticus, 1668 nucleotides. RefSeq lists its product as uncharacterized. Gene Ontology annotation, biological process: polyketide metabolic process. NCBI's taxonomy places the organism in Eukaryota, Fungi, Ascomycota, Eurotiomycetes, Eurotiales, Trichocomaceae. The transcript has 4 exons. Bases 141 to 1373 code for a protein of 410 amino acids. The record is from RefSeq and is a predicted model, not a curated record.